AUUGCUCGGACUGAUUAAAUAACAUAAACAUUACUUUUUUAAGGUACAUUUUGUCAUAAUUAAUACAGGGCUCUUUUUUGGGCCAAAAAACAAAAUGUGAAAAUGUCAAUUUAAUAUUCGCUUACUUAGAUUAUUUACUUUACUAUAUAUGCAGUGCAGUGCAAUGUAGUUAGUAUUGUAUAAUUGCUUACUUUAGUAUCGCCCCUUAAAAUCUGUACCAAUCAAAAUGCUUUGUUUACACCUCCUUUGAUUGGACAUCGUCAGGUCACGUCGGGCAAUGCUCGGUUCUCAAAAACUAGGAAUUUCCUGUGUAUAUAGGGAAAAACAUUCCGACUCAAAACGUUUAAGAUAUUCCGCAAACAUGUGGUCUAAUAGUACAAUAUUAUUAAUUUUUAUUUUAUUUGUUUUUUACAAUUGCGAACCAGUAUAGGUCUCAAGCUUGGUCACACACAAGAGCUGGGCAACAUAUCCGUACGGACGUGGUCCUGACGUUUCCAUGUAUAAAUACCGUGAACUUUUAACAUAUUUAUUUCAUAUCUGUGUCGUACCAAUACGUGUGUUUAAAUACUUUAAAUACGAAACAAUGAGUGUCAUUGUGAAUCCGAGGUAAAUUGAACGCCUCGUGAACGGAAGGGUACUGUCGCCAUAGCAACUUGGCGUCCGAACGUAGGGCAGUUUUAAGUUGUCUGUCUGGUUAUAUGGAGCACUGUUGUAGUGUAUUAAUGUUGUAAUUAAAUGCAAUAACAAUGCCGACUUGUUUGUCCGCAUCUAAGAAAACAAACAACCAUGUUGCUAAUCUGAUUUAGCUUACAAAGUUGCCGCUACUUUGCUAACAAGAAGACGGGGCUAAUGCCGAUGCUAGCCGGAUGAAGCAAGGCCAUGUCCAACAAUAAUCUCCCGCCGGUGCGACACCUGCCACAGUGGAGCCGAGUCGGGCGUCUCGGAAUUCCUUGCCCGCCACGACGAUUACCGCUGCACCGCCUGCAGCCACUGAAUGUGCCUGCCCUGAGGGACAGAGAGGGGCCGAGAGGGGCUGUGACAGCUGGGUCCGGUCAGGGCGACUCAAACCCCCGGGUCACCUCGCUACAGAGGAAUAUUGAGUUCUUACAGCAACAACAUAAACACACUCUGGAGAAGCUUCACGAAGAAGUGGAAUAUCUUAGAAGGGAGAACAAAGAGUUGAAGUACAAGCUGAUCAUGGAUGAUCCCAAGUCAAGUAGAAAAGGUCAAAAAAACAGUCACGUGGCUUUUGGUCCAGCAACUCAGGAAAAAGGACCCUCACAGACCCAUUUGCUCAGACCUAACCGUGGCUCAGAGAUGCCGGGAGCACAGCCUAGACAAGUUCAAAACAAUCCAUCAUCCCAUCCUCCCCGCGCUUCCAACCUGCGGGAGUGUGAGCUCCUCAUCCGGCAGCUCUACAACACCAACAGUUUACAGUCUCAAGAAAUUAUACGCUACAAGGCUUUGCUGACAGACAUUAUGCUCAACAAGAAGAUCACCCCAGAAAACUACAAUCUGACCAAAACAUACCUCAUUGAUAGCACCAGCAAAUCCUCAGACAUCAACAUGUUUCCUAGACUGGGUCUGCAAACGACAAAAACGACGGGUGUGACCCUGCCAGCGCUCACACAAAGCAUCGGCUCCACUGUGGCGGAGCGCCAGAAGAGGACUCGUGCUGUGCACAGAGGCCACGUCAAGGCGACAGUGCGUUGAGAAGAUAACAGCUCAUCAUCACCUCUCUCGCCGCCAGCCACCUGCGGGAUGGCUCAGGUCCAUUUUUUAUUCCCCGCCACUGAAUGACUGAAUGCAAUCUGGAAUAUAUUUCCGGUAGCGGACUGACUCAGGCAUUUAUUUUUGAUGUUUAAGUGUUGGUGACAGAGUGUAUCUCUGUUAAACAAGUUCGUAUUUUCACUUCCUGUGGGUAUAAUGGUCAGACGACAAAAAAAAGACACAAAAGGAAGCUAGUAUAUCAAAUCAAAACUUUAUUUUAUUUUUUUAUUAAAAGUUGGCCUGCCGCCAAACAUACCUGAAUGUUGCUUCAACGUUCUUAUUAUCAUGCAAAGAAUGUAUUCAUAGUCCUCCGUCCACAAGCAAGCACAAUGGUGUUUGUUUAUGUCUAUGAUAAACAAAUAUUUAGUAUGUUUUGGCAUAGGUGUACGGAACGAGCAAGCCCUACAGCCGCUGAUGCUCAAUGGUCUGAGCUCCAUUAACAUGCACACAGUGUCGCAGUGCUUAGAGCUGCUCUGUUGAGGCAGCUGCAGCCACAAGGGAGAUGGUGACCGAAACCUCAAAAGCAGAGGAACGGUGCUGCCCUCCCCCUUUUUUUUAACUGGUGGUGACCGCAUUGGACCGCCGCUUUUCACGCUUAGUCACUGUUACCUAACACCUUAAAAAACUUUAUGUUAAGCUUCAUGUUUGAUGUCAACAGUUUAAGUAUGGCAAUUAUGAUCAUGCUAACUGUUGCCAGUGUGGGUGGUGGCCACAUCAUGGAAGACUACCUGGUUAAUAUGCAACAAUGCUGCGUCAUUUAUUUUUUGUUUCACUUUCAGUUUGAGCUACUACGCACUGAUAGAACAUGUGCAGCGUUUCCCAUACAUUCAUUCAUUUGUGGCAUCACUCCAGGUCACUGCUGUGCGCGUGAGUGGCAAGAAGAAAAGCAAGUCAAGUUAUUUUAAGUUAAUAAAGUAUAUACAGUCUAAAUAUUAUGGAAGUGAAGUUGUAAUUACAAGAAGAAAAUUUACACUAGAACGUUGAAAUAGUUGGAAAAUAAUAUUUUAAAAUAACAGCAGAAAAGGACAUUUAUGUGAAUGUAGUAAAAAUAUUCAGAGAAAAAAAGUAAACAAAAAAGGUCACAAUGUUAUGAAAAUAAAUAAUAUAAUAAAUUGUGCGAGAAAUGGCAUUUAUUAAAAUACAGGCCCUGAUAACAAUGUAG
Messenger RNA from Doryrhamphus excisus (bluestripe pipefish), 2932 nucleotides. It is a transcript of the gene ccdc74, whose product is annotated as coiled-coil domain containing 74. Lineage: Eukaryota; Metazoa; Chordata; Actinopteri; Syngnathiformes; Syngnathidae. The record is from RefSeq and is a predicted model, not a curated record.